CUCCUCCCGGUGCGGGGCGGCUUCUCCCGGUGCGGGGCGACGCGGGAGCGGCGGGGCCGGGCUGGGCUGGGCUGGGCUGGGCGCAGCGCGGAGGUGACUCUGCUCGCCCGCUGCGGGGAUGCUGCUGCUGCGGCCGCCGCCGCCGUUAGUACGGGGACUGCAGGCGGGAUAGCGGGUGGCCGCGGCGCCCGGCGGCAUGUGAGGAGCGGCGGGAGCGUAUCCCGAGCCCCGCGGCAGCGCUAAGGGGGCCCCUCCCUCCGGCGGCGGUUCAGCCCGCCCGAAGGCGCAGCGCGGAGGCGGGCGGGCAUCCCCGCUCCAGCCGCCCGCGAGGAGACAGCAGGACCGGCCACAAAGCGCCGCCGCCCGCCCUCCUCCGCACGCCGCGGCGCUGCCCCUGCCAGCCCCGCUCCCGGGGACGGAGGGAGGGGGCUCCCCUCGUCCCCUCGUCACCUUCUCGCCGCCCGAUCCAUGGGAGGAGCGGGCCGCCUCCCCCGAGGAAGCGCCGCCGCGGCUCGCCGGGACUGAGCGGAGCGGCCGGCGGCCGGCGCGGCGGGAGGAUGCCACUGCUGCGGAAGGCGCUGCGCGUCUCCAACCGCUCCAUGCUCGCCUUCAUCUUCUUCUUCUCCUUUUCCUCAUCCUGCCUCUACUUCAUCUAUGUGGCCCCUGGGAUCGCAAACACAUAUCUCUUUAUGGUGCAAGCUCGUGGUAUAAUGUUGAGAGAAAAUGUAAAAACAAUAGGACACAUGAUAAGAUUGUACACUAACAAAAAUACUACACUGAAUGGUACAGAUUAUCCUGAAGGAAACAAUUCUAGUGACUGUGUUGCUCAAACAACAAUGUAUCUUCCAGAGAACUUCACCUACUCUCCUUACCAGCCUUGUCCAGAGAAGCUGCCUUACAUGAGAGGCCUUAUUGAUGUCAAUAUGAGUGAAAUUAGUUUUGAUGAAAUUCAGCAACUGUUUUCAAAAGAUUUAGACAUUAAACCAGGAGGACACUGGAAACCAAAUGACUGUAAGCCACGGUGGAAGGUGGCUAUCCUUAUUCCUUUUCGUAAUCGCCACGAGCAUCUUCCAAUCUUUUUCCGACAUCUGAUACCUAUGUUGCAGAAGCAGCGGCUGGAAUUCGCCUUCUAUGUUGUUGAACAGACAGGUACACAACCUUUUAAUCGUGCAAUGCUCUUUAAUGUUGGCUUCAAAGAGGCUAUGAAGGAUGAUGUCUGGGACUGCAUAAUAUUCCAUGAUGUGGAUCACUUACCUGAAAAUGACAGAAAUUACUAUGGGUGUGGAGAAAUGCCACGCCAUUUUGCAGCAAAGCUGGACAAGUACAUGUACAUCCUUCCUUACAAUGAGUUCUUUGGUGGUGUGAGUGGCCUGACAGUGGAACAAUUCAGGAAGAUCAAUGGUUUUCCAAAUGCCUUUUGGGGAUGGGGUGGAGAAGAUGAUGAUCUUUGGAACAGGGUUCACUAUGCUGGAUACAAUGUAACAAGACCAGAAGGGGAUUUAGGGAAGUACAAAUCCAUUCCUCAUCAUCACAGAGGUGAAGUCCAGUUUUUAGGACGAUACAAACUUCUGAGGUAUUCCAGAGAACGCCAGUAUAUUGAUGGGUUGAACAAUUUAGUAUAUACUCCUAAAAUAAUUGUCAGUAGAUUGUAUAAAAAUAUAACUGUUAAUCUCACACCAGAACUCGCUCCUGUUAGAGACUAUUGAUGGAAGUGGAAUGGCAAGAUAUCCUACCAGAAUAAACUUUUAACACUGGAAGCUACUGAUAAACACUGUAAAACAAAACCAACAAACAGCAGCUUAGAAUUAGAGUUUUUUGACCAACUGAUGAUGCAUAUUUGGGAUGAGAAGUGAUUGUAUGGACCAUGCAUUUUGUUCUGAAAGAAAAGCCAGCAGCUACCACUCAGAUGUUUACAGCAUGAGACUACUGUUCAAGCCUUCAUUCUUCACACUCUCUAUCUGAACUACUCAACUAAAUAAACUGCAGAAAACAGACUUGUAGCUUCUCUGGAAGUAAGGACAGAGGCCUCUUCCAGGAAUUUUUUAUACUAAACUGCCCCUCCUCAUAUUUAAAUGAAUGCUUUUGUUUAUUUUUAAAAUGUGUUUUGUAAAUAUGUGAUGUAAAUUAAUGUGUGUACAUUGCUUUUCAAUUGUUCAAUAUUUUAUUCUUCAGUAUGUAUUUGAGUGUGUCGUUUGAAUUCUAUAGGAAUGUUUUUAUUAGCAUGAAAGAACAAGUGUAAAAUGUAAGUAUGCUUAUAAAAAGGUUAUACCUUAUGUUAAAUGAAGGAAAUAUUAAUUGUUGGCCAGCUAUGACUGUAAACUGUUAUACUAGUUUUGAGCUCUAGGCCUCCUGCAUAUCUAUAUAGAAAAAUCAAUUUCUUAUAUGAACCCACUAGAAAGAAAGCUUUGAAUUUUAUUUAUUGCCAGCAAAAUUGUAUGAUACCCUGCCUGCCAUCUGAAUCGUAUUUAUAUGCAUAUUGCAUGUGUAUAGCAGAAAAUCUUGCAGUUGUUGCAUAUUAUGAUCUACAGGAACUCUUAACUGUUUCCAAGUGUGCCACUAGUGUCAAUGUCAGGGAUUUUAAUGCCUAAAAUGAUGUGUCUGGGUGCGUACAGUAUUUUGGUAUUGUUGUUUUUUUUUUCUUUUUCUUUUUUUUUUUUUUUUUUAAUUUUAGUAAACAGCACUUUUAUUCCUCCAAAAUCAGAAGAGCCAAAAAUGUGUCUUCAUUGGAAGAAUAUUAAAGUUAGAUUUUUAAGAGAAUAAUAAAACAUAGUCUAAUAGUUCAGAUGCUUGCAGUCUGGGAUUUUCAGAAGCACAGUGUUGGUCGCACUGUUCUGCUGAUGAGGAUGGUGAUGACAUAAGCAGAACAGAAAGCAGGCCAAUCCCAAGUGCUUUUUAAAAUUCCACUCAUAAUAUAUUAUUCAAUAUAGCUAUUUAAGGGCCUGUUCUGGUAGAGUGCUGAGUGCUUCUAUGAUGCACUGAGGAUCCUCAAGUCGAUGACUGUCAAUGAGAUUGAGGUUGCACAGUCCUGCUAAGGAUUGGUCCUACCUGUUUCUCUAUUUUAGUGGUGUUAAAUGUAUGAGUAACUAGUCUCUUUCCUUAUCUUCUUAUUUUCUCUUUGCUUGUAAUGUUAUGCGACCUGAAAGUAUCCCACUGCUAAGCAUUAUUAUAUUUCCUAAUAUUUUUUUAAGUCCCUUGUUAAUACAAAGGAAGAGGACCAGGUCAUUUAUUUUCUAUGUUAAUGCAAAUAUAGUGACCAAGAUAUACUAAACUCUUUCGUUUGUCACAGUUACUCAACUCUUUAGGAACCAAAGACUGAUUUCUGCUCCCAUAAAGAAUGGAAAGCAGUAUAUAUAAUAAGGAUUGUUUAUCCAUGGAGUGUUCUGUAAGAGUGUUGACAAAGAAUCUUAACUUUAAGUCAUUACUAUAUGUUGGUUUCCUGAAUUGCUGCCGCAGAUGGUGUGGUGCUUUUUUGUAUAUUUUAAGUUUGUUUGCCAUAAACACCAUUUAUUUCUUUGGUGUCCCAGCAGCAAAUUUUGCCCUUAGCCAUCCUUUAGUAACGUUAUGCGCUUAGCUGUAGGCAUCCCAAAUAUUUAGUAGAAAUAUUGUUAUUUAAUUUAGUAGUUGAGAACAAUUGUAAGGGAUAUUUUACACCAUACUGGAAUUACCUUAAUAUCUACCAGUUAAUCUAAUAUGCUGUAGGAAUGAUGUAAUACACUGAAAAUAAUUAAAAGCAUAAAGUGAAGAAAACAUCCUUCAAAAGCAUGCUUAAGUGGUUUGCUCACCUCUUGAUAGAUUUUUUUACAACUGGGUGUCUAGAACAUUCCGAAACAUAUGGAGAAAGCAUAGAUAAUGCACUGUAUGAACAAUCAUAUCUUCAAAAUAAAAUUAGUCUUAUUUCAUAGCAGACUAAUACAGUUCUUUAGGAACAGUUGAAUAAAUUUUUAAAUCCCUCAUGUAAUUUUGAAGUGAUUUCUGGUUUUCAGUACAGGUUCACCUACGAUUUCACACCUAUGAUUAUGAAACAUCCUCUGGUACCGUAGGUCUGUACUGUUUUCUGAAGCAUGCUUUUGUGCCCAUUUCUUAGGCAUUCUGUGAAAUUUAUGUGCAAUUAAAAAAUCUGAUGCAUAUAUAUGUAUAUAUACUUACAUAUAUACAUACUAUAUUACACAUAUGCUGUGGCUGAACUAAUAUAACUUUACAGCUUCAAGUGAUUGAUCAUGUGUGGUCCUAGAAAAAUGUGAUUUAAAUCAGUAUGUGAAUGGAUUGUGACGUAUAGCUGAGUUCUUAAAAAGUUUACAUUUUGGUGCCCCAAAAUGAUGGAUGUUAAACUAUGAAUUGUUGACCAGCACUCUUCUCUAAAUACCUUUUAUCACUUUGUUUGGAAGUUCUAGAAGUUGCCAUCUUAAAUGACAUCAAAAUAGUGUUUGUAUACUACCUGCUUGAACUCAGUACUCUCCUGUAGUGAAUUUUAACAUAGACAGUGCCUUCAAACAAAAUAAAUACAAUGCAGAGCUAAGAGUUGUGCACGUUCCUUUUGAUAAUUUCAUGGUUCUUGUAAAAUAUAGAGAGAAGCCAAUCACAUUGGCUUUUGCAUUGCUGACAAGGCAAAUAAGGGUCAUCUUCAAGGAGUGAACAUGGAGGGAGAAGAAGGGAGUAUUUUACAAGACUCUGAAGGUCUUGCAAAUUAGCAAGUAAAAACAUUACAGAAAUAUUAGGAGUAGAAUCUGGUUAAUAUGCUAAGAUAGUCUCAAGCCCAUUUUCUAUGUUUCAGAUUUAAGUAAGAGAAUAUAAAAUAUAAAGUCCAUUUUGCAAAUAGGCAGUGUAUUGAAAAACAAGUGCAAAAUGUCCUUUUUCUUGGAUCUUGCCACUCUAUUUUUCUAUUGUUAUGUUUACUAAUUGUAGUGGGUUACUUAUGAGCCAGCUGUUUAAAAAAGUUAAAAGGAUCCAUUGCAUAUCAGCAAGUGGAAGUGUACUUAAGGUUAUUUUAUUUGUAGAGGUAUGUAAGAUAGGCUUAAUGAAAAAAUGCACUGAAACAAAUGCUGGGAAUUUCCUGUGUACUAUCAUAUUUUUGGGUUUUUUUUGUUGUUCAUGAAAAUGUUUGUACUUUUUUAUCAUUGUCUUUUAUGAAAUAUAAUGUUCUAAAUA
Messenger RNA from Prinia subflava (tawny-flanked prinia), 5145 nucleotides. It is a transcript of the gene B4GALT6, whose product is annotated as beta-1,4-galactosyltransferase 6. The record is from RefSeq and is a predicted model, not a curated record. Gene Ontology annotation, biological process: carbohydrate metabolic process. The transcript has 9 exons. The coding region runs from base 558 to 1706 and encodes 382 amino acids. Lineage: Eukaryota; Metazoa; Chordata; Aves; Passeriformes; Cisticolidae. Gene Ontology annotation, molecular function: UDP-galactose:glucosylceramide beta-1,4-galactosyltransferase activity. Gene Ontology annotation, cellular component: Golgi apparatus.